CGAAUUUCAAAAUCAACUCGUUCAACAAUACAAAUUCGCUUCAGUGUGCCUUCAGAAUUGGUAGACAUUUACCUUCCUAUUCAACCUAGGUUUUUGUGUUUUUUUUUUGUUCAUCUUUUUGUACCGAUUGGAUCACCGAAGUUGGGAUGUUCAGUGUUGCGUCGGCAUACGAGUGAUGACGUCAUAAAAUACAUUUAUCAAAUACGAAUAUAUAAAUAGUAUAUAUAACUGUGUGGCAUAACAAACAACGAGACAACAUUCUUUUUUAUUCAGCGCAAACAUCGGCAUUUCAAACCAAUACUCCAGUCAAGCAAGGUGCCCGUUUCAUUUUACAUUCAAGGCUCUUCCAAUUUCGAUAAGUUUUUUUUUCCUACAAUUGAACAACAACAAAAAAUUGUGUGAACAAAUUAACAAUGGGUUUGCAAAAUUGUGAAAUUACGUUGGACAAUCCAUGGAAUACAUACUAUGCAGGUCAGACGCUAAAUGGUCAAGUCAAACUGCAACUCAACUCGCCGAAAAACAUUAGAGGCAUCAUCGUUCGUUUUCUCGGUGAAGCAAAUACAAAAUGGAGUGAGACAAAAAAAGUUCGCGAUGAUCAAGGUAAAGAGGUUGACGAAACUGAAGAAUUAACCGGCCAUGAAGAAUAUUUUGAAAACCAUUAUUAUUUGUUGGGAGCCAAAAAUGGAUCGGAAAUUAAUUUGCCGUCUGGUGAACAUACUUAUCCAUUUUCGUGCGUUUUACCUGGAAAUCUUCCAUCAUCAUACGAAGGUGAAUUCGGUCAUGUCCGUUACACCAUAAAAGUAACACUAGAUCGUCCAUGGAAAUUCGAUCAGGACACGAAAAUGGCUUUCACCAUCAUUUCACCAUUGGAUUUGAAUCAAAAUGCUCGUCUCAAGGAGCCAAUGGCGUUGAAUCUCGAAAAAUCAUUCUGUUGUUUUUGCUGCAAAUCGGGCCCAUUAAAAGCAGAAGUGAUUAUUCCGUGUGGAGGCUAUGUUCCUGGCCAAUCAAUUCCAAUUACAGCCGAUAUUACCAACGCGAGCAAUGUAAAGGUCGAGCGAUUACGCGUAAUUCUACGUAAAACUGUCGUUUUCAAAACAAAUCAUCCCCGCCGUGAUUUGAAAAAAGAGAAAACAACAAUUUCUGAAAUUUCUGUCGGUCCAGUUGAAGAGCACAGUUCCAAGAAUUGGCAGCAAAACAUUGAAAUUCCACCAUUGCCACCAUCCAAUUUGAUUAACUGCGGCAUCAUUGAUUUGGAUUAUGAAUUGAAGAUUGAGUUGAAUGUAUCGGGUGCUCAUCGCGACUUAGAGGGCAAAUUGCCGAUAACCUUGGGAACGAUCCCACUGGCAACCACUCAGUUGCCCAAUAAAGAUGUGCCACAACAACAACCAACGGUUCCAAUCCAAGAUCCAUCACAGGCACCCACACAGCCAGUUAGUCCGAGUAGUCCAGGUGACGCAGUUGGUUGGAAUCUCUACCCAUCAAUUCCACCACCAUCCUACGGCGAGUCCGAAUAUCGUGCCAAUAUUGUGGACAAAAAUGAUUCACAACAUACUCGAGUUUCUGGUGGCCAGAAUGAUUUUGCUCCGCGAUAUCCGGUUUAUGCCUCAGCCCCAACUCUUCCAAAUGUCCAGAAUUAAAGAGGCCCACGAUAUAUUUCUAUUUCUCAAUCCACCACAACGACCAAUUUUAAUCAACUUAAAUCAAUAAACAUUUGCAGCUUAAAUACGAAGAAAACGAUUUCAAUGAUAACAAUACACACACCGAAAAUAAAUUGAUAUUUUAAGAUAGUAGAAAGGAAUUGAUCGAAUUGAUAAGAAAUCAAUUACUGAGAAAUUCUGUGGCCUACACACCCACGCACACACCAAUCAAUUCCAAUAUAAAAGAAUAAUCCUAAACAGACAUCGCGCGCACAAAUGUUUUUUCGGGUGGCUUCACUUUAAAGAAAACAAUUCAAUUGAAUUCGAUAAUGUGCUUUAAAGAUAUUUUUCUGAAAUCUUAAAAUAUACCAGACGUAUCCUUUUACAAAUAUUGCGUAUAGAUAAUCGGAUUACGUUUUUAUGUAAUUAUUGUGGCAAAUUACAAGCUUUUCGUGUAAUUUCUUCUUUGAUUUUAUUGGGAGGGAGUUUUUAUGUCAACAUUUUUUUGUACAAUCCACAGGAUAUUCAAAUAUAGCUUUGUUAUUCUAAUUUUAAAA
Molecule: messenger RNA, 2194 nt
Organism: Contarinia nasturtii (swede midge)
Lineage: Eukaryota; Metazoa; Arthropoda; Insecta; Diptera; Cecidomyiidae
Product: arrestin domain-containing protein 17
Exons: 10
Coding region: 414-1637 (407 amino acids)
Biological process (GO): protein transport
Cellular component (GO): cytoplasm
Source: RefSeq, a predicted model, not a curated record